AUGGCUGAUCUCUGGGAUGAUGACGACGAUGAUGAUAUCCUAGAAUUGGGAAAUAGACCUCCCAUGAGCCAGGUGGCCUUGGUUGUUCAAAAUAAGAACACCAGCCAAGAUUCAAAAGAUGUCGAUGAGAUUCUGAAGGCUAAAGGCGAAGUAGGGGUUCUUCGUCAGAAGAUAGGGAUGCUGGAGAAGAUGAUGCGUGAGCAUGAUGAAAACCAACGGAAAAUACAACAUGAUCUCAAAAGCUCACACGAGGAAGAAGUUCGAAAGCUUAAGAUUGAACUACAAAGGCUUGAAGAUGAAAAGAAGUUUAUGAUUGUUGAACAAAAGCAUUUGUUUACACCCAGAAACAGUAGCAAAUCCAGUGGUAGUAGCGAAACUGAUACAUCAAUACAAUUUCCAAAUGAGAGCAAACGGAGGAAAAUCGAGCCAUCUAAAGAAUAUGUCUCGUUAGGCCAGAAUUUCAAAAUGAAAGACGAUGGAUCUUUGUUCUUCGAUUCCUUGAUGGAUUUCAGAUUACCUGGGGCACAGCAUACAGUGUUUCAGUGUCUUGAUCACAUAUGCACGUACAAGGCUGAUCUGUCCCUAAGCACAGAAAUCGAAACUAUCAAAAGCCGCUCACCCCUAGGACCGUCUAUCCGAUCGUUAAUUUUUAAAUGGAAAUCAGUAUAUUCGUUAGACCAAUUAGUCGAUAAGACACUAGAAAUCCUGGCUAUCGCCAUAAAGGCAAUAUGUGUUGAGGAAGAAACAAAAUAUGCAAUACCAUUCCUCAUCGCCCUCAUGCACAAUGUCAUAAGUUUCAGACACAGCGCAACAAGCAUUAAUUCUUUGAAAGAAAUAUUCCAGUUUAUUACCGAUUUCAUUAUUUCGGACCCAAAAUUCUUAAAACAACCAUUGCAUGACAACCCUCUUGAAUCCGAUGUUUCACCGGACGUAUUUCAAUAUGCUAUGUUGGAUCAACUUUGCAUGAUGUAUGCAUUCGAUGUGUUAGAAACAUGUAUCACAAUCUUAUUAAAUUGUUCGGAGGAGGAACAAUUGUUACUUCUUGAGGAUGACAUAAUAUCGGAAAAUUUAACUAAAUGCUGCAGCCUCUGUCUAUCCAUCUCCUAUAAACCAAUUUUGCCACUAAUUGUGAACGUGACAGAAAUAUUAUUAGGUGUCAUAGAGAUGAAAUCUCAUAAUAAAAAGUGGGAGAAUAGAUGGUCAUCUUUAUCCUCUAAACUUCUUCACACAUGGGAAAAACCUAUUUCUUGCAAUUCUUCCAACUUAAACUUUGCUGGUCUAAAUAGGUGCUCUACUAGCAAUGACAAUCAUUGGAUGCUCGAUAAAAUAGUUAACGAUAAUGAAGUCCGUUACUUACCUAUGAUUAUAGAGAAUGAUUUCGAAGCAUUGUCUCCGAGUGCAUUGGAAAACCAAGAAUAUUGGACCAUACAGAUUCAGGUUAAUAUUGCAGUAAUAAUGCAUGAGCUGGCUAAAAGAUAUCAAGGCAUACUUUUCUCUGUUGAUUUUCUACAAAAAAGCUUCUCUCUUUUCAGUUACCAGCAUUCUCUGUUGCUCACUGUUUUCUUGAAUAGAGAUCAUAUUAACGAUGUAAAGCGGCAACAGUUGCUUACCAUCCUAUUAAAGCUAAUAAAUUUUUGUUGGUUCUCAAUAACAGAUGAAUGCAAGAAAUCUUUGAGAUUGGACGAAUUAACCAUAUCUUUGUGGAGAAUUGUCUACGGUUCACCAGCUUCAAUGGACGAUAUCGCUCCAGAGUGGGUGUCUCUUAUCAAUCCUUUAAAAAAUUUGGAGUUAGAAGAACAGAAACAAUUACUAGACGAUGCAUAUGACGAAGAUAAUUUACCGGGGUUCAUGAUAUCUGAAGAACUAGAUUUGAAGAGAGAUUCAGCAUUAUCCAAAUUCACCAUAAAUAACUCGUGGGCAUUCAAGGAAACUGCAAAACACAUUCUCGAAAGCAUAACUACGCUUGACGAAGCGGAUUCGUUAUACGUUGCUAUGGUAGGGGAGGUAUGA
Messenger RNA from Kluyveromyces marxianus DMKU3-1042, 2010 nucleotides. It is a transcript of the gene LCD1, whose product is annotated as Lcd1p. The transcript has a single exon. NCBI's taxonomy places the organism in Eukaryota, Fungi, Ascomycota, Saccharomycetes, Saccharomycetales, Saccharomycetaceae. Gene Ontology annotation, biological process: DNA damage checkpoint signaling. Bases 1 to 2010 code for a protein of 669 amino acids. The record is from RefSeq and is a predicted model, not a curated record.